Molecule: messenger RNA, 666 nt
Organism: Dicrocoelium dendriticum
Lineage: Eukaryota; Metazoa; Platyhelminthes; Trematoda; Plagiorchiida; Dicrocoeliidae
Source: the annotation of a GenBank genome assembly
AUGGCAGAGUAUCUGGCUUCUAUUUUCGGCACAGAAAAAGACAAAGUCAAUUGUUCUUUCUAUUUUAAGAUUGGUGCUUGCCGCCAUGGCGAACAAUGCUCCAGGUUGCACAACAAACCCUCUUUUGGACAGACCAUUUUACUUCAAAACCUUUACAUUGCUCCCCAGAACACAGCCCAGAGCGCUGAUGGAUCGCACAUAAAUCUUACCGAAGUCCAGGCACAACAAAUCUUUGAUGAAUUUUUCGAGGAGGUUUUCGUGGAAUGCGAGGAGAAGUAUGGCGAAAUCGAAGAGAUGAAUGUGUGUGACAAUCUUGGAGAUCAUCUUGUCGGCAACGUCUACAUCAAGUUCCGUCGUGAGGAAGAUGCUGAGAAGGCUGUCCAAGAAUUGAACACUCGUUGGUUUGGUGGUCGGCCAGUACAUGCUGAACUGUCUCCCGUGACAGAUUUUCGCGAAGCUUGCUGUCGGCAAUACGAGCUUGGAGAGUGCACGCGCGGCGGAUUUUGCAACUUCAUGCAUUUAAAACCGAUCUCAAGAGAGUUAUGCCGCAAGCUAUAUAAUCGGAGCAAGAAGCGCUACGGCCGAAAACGCCGAAGUCGAUCUCGGUCGCGGUCACGUGAUCGUCGGCGACAUUCUCGAUCACCAGGUCGUUCGUCCCGACGCUAA